CCCGUGGCUUCGGGAUGCGAGUUGUAGGUGGGAAAACCGCGCCCGACGGUCGCCUCUUCGCCUACAUAGUUUGGACCGUUCCCGGUGGUCCGGCAGAGAAGGGUGGUCUGCAGCAAGGGGAUAAGGUCCUCGAAUGGGGAGGCGUCUCCUUGAUAGACCGUUCCUUCGAGGAAGUAUGCUCGAUAAUGGACAGAACCGGAGACAUGGUCGAACUCAUGGUGGAGCACGCAACGGAUCUUAGGAUGUGCGACCUUCUGGACGACCCGCUUCCUCCUCCGAGCAUCAACCGGAAGCCAUCGGACGCGGCCAUCACGGCUUUGCACGUCGAACCGGAAACGGACAAGGCGCCAUCGUCGCCGACGAGAAGGAAACUCCCAAAGACACCGGAACAGAUUGCACGCGAGAGGACGGUUUCGGGGAGAGUGCAGCUGCAGGUUUGGUACCACGAUGAGAGGAGGGAAUUGGUUGUCGCGGUCCUCGCUGCAGAUGAUUUGGCUCCAAGAGACGAGACUCUGGGAUUCGGGUGUCUUCCUGAAGCCUACGCCAGGAUCUGUUUGAUGCCAUUAACAACGGAACUGCAUUGUCUGCAAACAGAGGUGGCACCUGCAAGCCAGAAUCCAAUUUGGAAUGCCAACCUCUCAUUCCCAGGGGUUCCGGGCGACGAGCUGAUGGAACGCAUCCUCGACGUCACGCUGUGGGAUCUGAUCCCACACAACGAGCACGCCUUUCUGGGUGAGUGCUCGGUGGAGCUGCAGAAGGCUUUCCUGGAUGAUCGUGCGGUCUGGUGUCGACUGGAGGAUCCCAGACAGUUACGGGGCCGUUCACCUCACACGUCCCCACGGGGAUCGAUCGCCGGAGUCGGCAGAAGAGGCGAAUUUGGCAUCCAGAGAAGCGUGUCCGACGACGUCGACUCCAUCGGAGAAUGCGCCAGCCUCCUGCAUCCAGAUCACGCCUGGGGUUCGCGCAGAGGAUCCUCGCAAUCCGAACAGCUCGAGGUCGAGGUCUACCAACUUGGAAAGGACUUUUCACGUUCUUUGCCUGGCUCCAGGAGGUCAUCGUUCCAGUCUGCACAGGAACAGGAGCAGGAAGUGCCGGCCGUUCCGCCGCCGAGCUCCUACAGCCGUGACAGACGCAGGAGCAGUUGCACAAGGAUGCUCAGGGAUCCGGACGAGAUCCUGAAGAGUCUGAAGGCGGUCAAAGGCGAGCUCGGAAGAACGAUGAGCUUAACCGCCGAGAAGAGGCAGAGAAGGGCGUCCAGCAUUUCGACGACGAGGAAGGACAGCGUGAAGGAAGUGCCGGAAACGAGGGAGUCUCCGCCGUCGAGUCCGGAGCGCACGUCGCCCCCGCACCUAGGACCGGGACAGAUAAAGCCGCGCGGCUUCCGGUUGUCCAGCACGAGACCGGUGGAGCUGAAAUUGGGCCUGUUCAUGUCCAAAGGUCAACUCGAGGUGGAGGUCGUCUGCGCCAGACACAUAGCACCCAGAGAGAUCCCACCGGACACCUACGUUAAGUGCUACCUUCGCAUCGGCGACCGAUGGCUGCAGAAGAAGAAAACCAGAGUGGUAAGGCAUACUUGCGAGCCGCAGUUCCGGCAGACCCUCAGGUACCAGGCGAGCGACGUCCUCGGCAGGAGUCUGGUCAUCAUGCUGUGGGAGAGGCAGGGCGGUUUCGAGCACAACCAAGGAAUCGGAGGAGCCGAGAUCUCUUUGGAUCUGAUCACCCUAACCACCAUCACCAACGGCUGGUAUCCGCUCUUCCCCAUCCAUUCCCUUGGAUCAGACUCCAAUGACUCCCCGUAAGCUCUUCACUUCGCGCAACGUUCGUAUUCUUGGAUGUAUAAACAAGUUGAAACAAGUAAAGAGCAGAAGACAAAAAAAGAUUUUAUUUACACCACUGAAGAAAAUCAUCAAAUUAUAUUUAGCAUAGCGAAGAUAUUUAUAACAAACUUUUAUGUGAUUCGCGUAGUUGAAAAAGGUUUAAGAGAUAAAUAUAUAUAUACAUAAAUAUAUUAUAUUUUCAAAAAAAAAAUACCAAAAGAAAAAAUAUAUAAGGAGUAUGGACCAAAGCGCUUUUCCGUUUGGGCGAAAACAACCUCAAAUGAUGAAACAAUUUCUGGGCCAUAAUCAUUAGUUUGAUGGGAUGAUCAAUACCAAUAAUCAUUAUUUAACUAAAUGUUUGUGUGGUACAAAGAGCAACAACAAAAAAUAAGAAAACUAAAUGUAUUUGAUGUGUUAAAUGUGUCAAGAAAACAAGACGAUAUACACCAAUGUAUAUAGAUUUAAACAAAUAUAUAUAUGUAAAAUGUAAUCUCAAAUUGUUGUGAACUAAACAAGCUAUUGAUAAGAUAUUUUCAUACUACUGCACUCUUCAAUCAAAACUGUUUUCAAUCAGCUCUCAUGUCAUCAUUGGAACUCUUAAAUGUGUUUGGUGUGCUUUGCAUGUAUACAUACUUGAUUCUAUCUAUAUAUUCUUAAAAACAAUCAUUACAUCCAAACCAAAAUAAUCAAUUUCAAAAAAUAUAUCAACAACAUAUGUUUCUUUCAAUAUUUUUGUUUUCCAAUGUCCAAUAUCCAAAUACCAGAAAAAUCUUGUUUACUACAAGAAACUACAGUUGCAAAUCAAAAAUAGGAACGUUCAAUUAGAUUUCAGUUAUGAUCAACUUAGUAUUAUCAAUUUUUAUUUAAUAGGAUUCAGUAAAGAAUGUAAAGAUAUAAAGAAAGAACGUAGGGGAUGUUUAGUUGAAUGCUCAUGGAAAAUGAUGAAUUGAUGCAAAACGCGAUGAGACUGAAUUCCUUCCUCCCCUCAAAAUGUAAUAAGAAAUAUAGUUUGAGAUCUUUUUGGAAACUUGUUUGGUUUUUAAUUUGUUUUUACUCAUGACAUAUUUUUGCGAGUCGAUCAAAUGAGAUACAUACAAUUUUUGAUACAAGAAUUAAU
Nicrophorus vespilloides is the source of this 2934-nucleotide messenger RNA. Its product is annotated as regulating synaptic membrane exocytosis protein 1-like. The transcript has 5 exons. The record is from RefSeq and is a predicted model, not a curated record. Gene Ontology annotation, biological process: regulation of synaptic plasticity; regulation of membrane potential; calcium ion-regulated exocytosis of neurotransmitter. Gene Ontology annotation, molecular function: transmembrane transporter binding; small GTPase binding. Gene Ontology annotation, cellular component: cytoskeleton of presynaptic active zone; presynaptic membrane. NCBI's taxonomy places the organism in Eukaryota, Metazoa, Arthropoda, Insecta, Coleoptera, Silphidae. The annotation marks the transcript as partial.